Prunus armeniaca (apricot) is the source of this 318-nucleotide messenger RNA. The record is from the annotation of a GenBank genome assembly. Lineage: Eukaryota; Viridiplantae; Streptophyta; Magnoliopsida; Rosales; Rosaceae.
AUGCGUAGGUCAAUCUGCGCAUUAAAUGCGCAAGCACGUCUCACAGGUCAUCAUUGCCCAGACUUGCGCGAGCCGUCGUUUCGUCCCGUCAAACGAAGCGAUGGCCUCUGGGCUUUCGACACGUCAUCGCACCCUUUGAGCACGCUUGUCAGGCCGUUACAUCUCUCGAGAGAGCCACGCCCUUUCGUUUCGAAUUCUAGUGCCAAUAUAAAAGCCUGUCCUUCUUCAUCCCCUCCUUACGCUUUCAAAACCUCCAGAUGCCCAAAUUCUGCCAAACCUUUCUCUCAAACCUUCAAUCCUUUCGAACUUACAUUUUAG